AUGUGAAAAUCCAUAAUCGUACUUAAUCGGAUAGCUACAAAUCGCGAGUGUAAAAAGGUGCCGAUUCAUUUGGGAUUUCAACGCGACGCAACAAAUCUGAAUCGGCGGAUAAGCGGCAUCAUGCGCGUGUUCGCUCUCGUCGCUGGCGUCCUCUGCGCACUCUGCUCGACCAACUUCGCAGAGGCAAAUCCCGACUCAGUGGCAAAAGUUCGCGUUGCCGCUGACAAUGCGUUCGCCGGUGGGGACAUGAAGACAGCAAUUUCUCUGCUAUCCAAGCUCAUCGAGCUGGAACCCAAGAACGAGCGCAACUUCUACAAGCGCUUCCGGGCCUAUUUGAGCGAGCGCAAGUACUCGCACGCGUUGUCGGACCUUUCAUCGUCGCUAGACGUAAAUCCCAAGUACAAACAGGGUCGACUACAGCGUGGCAAGCUGCUUAUGAUGCUGGGGCAGUGUGCCGAAGCCUCUCAGGAUUUCCAGACGGUUGUUGAGUUGUACCCGAAAGAUUCGGCCAGUGCUGAGCAACUGGAUAAAAGCAAGGAAUGUGCCUCGUAUAUCGACGAAGCGGAGCGUGCUCACAGUCGCGGAGACUACCAAUCGGCCUACAAUUACUUGUCACAAGUGCUGGAAGGCUCAGCCAUCUCGAGUGUGCCACUGCUUCUGGAACGUGCGCAACUGAGUGUGUCACUGCAAAACCCUUACGACGCAAUUGCCGAUCUGGGAUCAAUUCUAAAACUGGAUGCGUCUAAUUUGAUCGCGUUACAGAUGCGUGGCGAGGUGUUGUACUCUCUGGGCGACAAACAGUCGCUGGAGGCGGCUCAGUCGCACUACCGACAGGGUUUGCACUCAGAUCCCGAGCACAAAGGCAUCAAGUCAUUGUACAGACGACUCAAAAAGGUACUGAAAUAUGUGAAUCGAGCUGAAGACGCCAUGCAACGUGGAGCACACGCUGAGGCGGUGGAAGAGUGGCAAUCGGCUCUAGAAGUGGACCCGGACCACUCUGCAAUGAACAAGGAGUUCUUUCUCCAAUUGUGCACGAGUGAGCUGCACUUGAAACACUUUAAAGAAGCUCGUGAUGCCUGUGAGAAGACAGUGGCAAUCGAUAAUGGCUACGCUCUGGCCUUUGCCAAGCUGAGCGAGGCACAGAUCGGACUGGAGCUGUACGAGGACGCCGUUCGGUCGGCAAAACGAGCUGCUGAACUGGAUGAUAGCCGCGAAUUUAAGGAAAAAGUGGCUCAGGCAGAGGCCGCGUUGAAGCAGAGCAAGACCAAGAAUUACUAUAAAAUUCUGGGCGUGGCUCGCAACUCGGAAGCCAAGGAGAUCAAGAAGGCGUAUCGCAAACAGGCGCUGGAAUGGCAUCCGGAUAAGCACACGGACAAGGAUGAGGCAGAGCGGGAGGAGGUGGAGAAGCGCUUCCACGAUAUCGCUGAGGCUUAUGAGAUCUUGUCGAACGAGGAGACCCGUGCUAAGUACGACCGUGGCGAAGAUGUCACUGGCAACCCGCAACAGCAGCAGCAGCGUGGAAACCCGUUCAGCAAUGCACACUUUUUCCAGCAAGGAGGACGCACUUUCCACUUUAACUUUGGAGGCUAGAAGAGAUGAUGUUGUACAGAGCGAUUGUGGAGUGGAAUGUGACGGUGAGAACAGAAUGGCUACAAGUACGUUUGGAGCGCUGGACUACGACCAUUUCCUAAUGAAUAAUGGUAGGUUUCCAGACGCCUACUGUCUUAAUAACAUUCGGUUUGUCUUGUGCCGAGUUUUUGUUGUUGCAUCAAGUUACUGAUGUGUUGCAUUUUUAAGAAACCACUGCG
Molecule: messenger RNA, 1808 nt
Organism: Phytophthora nicotianae INRA-310
Lineage: Eukaryota; Oomycota; Peronosporomycetes; Peronosporales; Peronosporaceae
Exons: 3
Coding region: 121-1590 (489 amino acids)
Molecular function (GO): protein binding
Source: RefSeq, a predicted model, not a curated record